Messenger RNA from Amorphotheca resinae ATCC 22711, 1263 nucleotides. RefSeq lists its product as hypothetical. Gene Ontology annotation, molecular function: protein binding. The record is from RefSeq and is a predicted model, not a curated record. The transcript is spliced from 2 exons. Lineage: Eukaryota; Fungi; Ascomycota; Leotiomycetes; Helotiales; Amorphothecaceae. The coding region runs from base 1 to 1263 and encodes 420 amino acids.
AUGUUCGAGAACCUCUGUACUCUCCCGCUCUCCUCUGAGCUCUUCGCUCAAUCUCUCCACCCUACGGAGCCCAUCCUCGCAGUCGGGUUAUCAGGCGGGCAUGUACAAUCAUUCCGUCUUCCUCCCGUAGCUGGCAACGCCGACGAGGAGGAGGAUGGCGACACGAGCGUACUCUCCACCGGCACCAGCACGAUAGAGACCGAGUGGCGUACACGGAGGCAUAAAGGCAGCUGCCGCACACUCGCAUAUAGCGGUGAUGGGGAAUUCCUGUACUCAGCGGGCACCGACAGCCUGCUCAAAGUCGCCUCUUCCAACACCGGGCAGGUGGUUUCGAAAAUCCUGAUCCCUUUCGACCCAUCGACUUCUGGAGCUGACGCCCCGACGGUCCUGCAUCCCCUCUCUCCGCAGACGCUCCUGCUCGCGACCGAUUCCUCGGCGCUUCAUCUCUACGAUCUGCGCACGCCUUCCUCGUUCACGUCGGGCAAGCCGAGUCAGACGCACCACCCGCAUGAAGACUACAUCUCUUCUCUCACGCCGCUACCGCCUACGGAGCAGAGCACGAGCGGGUUUAGCAAACAAUGGGUUACGACGGGGGGGACUACAUUAGCUGUCACGGAUCUCAGGAGAGGGGUCUUGGUCAAGAGUGAAGAUCAAGAGGAGGAGCUGCUGAGCAGUGUAUUUGUUGGAGGGUUACCUAGUAGACCUGGAAGGAGUAGGGGCCAGAAGGUGUUGGUAGGGAGUGGAAACGGCGUUCUGACGCUCUGGGAACGUGGCGUCUGGGACGAUCAGGAUGAGAGGAUAUAUGUUGAUACUGGCCGAGGCGGUGGAGAGAGUUUAGAUUCGUUGGUGCUGAUGCCCGAGGGGGUGGGCGAUGGUUACAAGAAUGUCGUGGUUGGCGUUGGGGAUGGAACUGUUAGGAUAGUGCGUUUGGGUCUAAACAAAGUUGUGGGAGAGCCGCUGAGGCAUGACGAGGUGGAGGCUGUAGUUGCACUCGGGUUUGAUGUUGAAGGGAGGUUGAUUAGUGGAGGUGGAAGCACCGUGAAGGUCUGGCAGGAGAAGAUGGAUCUGGUUGACGAGGACGAAGAUUCGGACGAGGAGACUGGUGCAGGGAAGAGGGCUCUGGGAGGGGACAGUGAUGAUAGUGAUGCCGACGAUAGCAGCGAUGAGGAGGAAAGCCGAAAGCGACAGAAGAGACGGAAGAAGUCGAAAGGCAAAGACAAGCACGGUGGGAAUGGGAUUUUGGGAUUCGAGGGCAUGGAAUGA